Molecule: messenger RNA, 2533 nt
Organism: Syzygium oleosum
Lineage: Eukaryota; Viridiplantae; Streptophyta; Magnoliopsida; Myrtales; Myrtaceae
Product: auxin efflux carrier component 1-like
Exons: 6
Coding region: 249-2114 (621 amino acids)
Biological process (GO): auxin export across the plasma membrane; auxin polar transport
Cellular component (GO): plasma membrane; endoplasmic reticulum
Molecular function (GO): auxin efflux transmembrane transporter activity
Source: RefSeq, a predicted model, not a curated record
AAGAAAUAAAAAGGGGUAGAGACUCUGCACUAUUCUCUGCCUUAUUACUCCCAAAGCUCAAGAACCAAAACACAUGCUCUCUCCCACUUUUCAAGUCACUCCUCAUCAUCACUACCACCACCACCACCACCAACGUCUCCUCCUCCUCCUCCUCCUCCCUCUUCAGCUCUUCUUCUCCAAACCCAUUUUGCAGACCCCUCCAUCGAUCUCUCAGCCAAACUCAGGGUGCUAACUGAGGAGCAGCAGAGAUGAUCACGCCAACCGACUUUUACCACGUGAUGACCUCCAUGGUUCCACUCUACGUGGCCAUGAUCCUGGCCUAUGGCUCGGUCAAGUGGUGGAAGAUCUUCACGCCGGACCAGUGCUCCGGGAUCAACCGGUUCGUGGCCUUGUUCGCGGUCCCUCUCCUCUCCUUCCACUUCAUCUCAACCAACGACCCUUACACCAUGAACUUCAAGUUCAUAGCAGCUGACACGCUGCAGAAAGUCAUCGUCUUGGUGGUCCUCUUCGUGUGGGCUAAGGUGAGCAAGAGAGGCUCGUUGGAGUGGACUAUCACGCUGUUCUCUCUGUCGACUCUGCCUAACACGCUGGUUAUGGGCAUUCCUUUGCUCAAGGGCAUGUAUGGGGACUUCUCGGGGAGCCUCAUGGUCCAGAUUGUGGUGCUUCAGUGCAUCAUCUGGUACACUUUGAUGCUCUUCAUGUUCGAGUACCGAGGUGCAAGGAUGCUCAUCUCCGAGCAGUUCCCGGACACGGCAGGGUCGAUAGUAUCGAUCCAUGUCGACUCCGAUAUCAUGUCGUUGGAUGGAAGACAGCCCUUGGAGACGGAGGCCGAGGUCAAGGAAGACGGGAAGCUCCAUGUGACAGUGAGGAGGUCCAAUGCUUCAAGGUCAGACGUCUUCUCCAGGAGGUCACAAGGCCUGUCCUCGACCACCCCUAGGCCAUCGAACCUGACCAAUGCAGAGAUUUACUCGCUCCAGUCCUCGAGGAACCCCACCCCGAGAGGGUCCAGCUUCAACCACACUGACUUCUAUUCCAUGAUGGCCGGCCAACGGAGCUCCAACUUUGGCUCGGCCGACGUUUACGGGCUCUCGGCAUCGCGUGGUCCCACGCCAAGGCCAUCAAAUUACGAGGAAGAGGGUGGGAACAAACCGAGGUUCCACUAUCAUGGCCAGGGUGGCGGUGCUCACUACCCAGCCCCAAACCCGGGAAUGUUCUCGCCUAAAAGCGGCGGCGGUGGCGGCGGCGCUAAUAAUGUGAAGAAGCCUAAUGGCCAGGCUCAAAAGGGUGAAGAUGGUGGGAAGGAUUUGCACAUGUUUGUCUGGAGCUCGAGUGCUUCCCCAGUUUCUGACGUUUUUGGAAAUAACAACCAUGAUCAGUUUGCAGCUAAUGAAUCAAAGGACGUGAGGCUGGCUGUUUCUCCUGGUAAAGUGGAGAAUCAGAGAGAGAAUCAAGAAGACUACAUGGAGAGGAACGAGUUCAGCUUCGGCAACAGAGAGAACAUGACCCAGGAGGCUGAGAAGGUGGAUGACGGGAAGCCCAAGGCAAUGCCUCCAAGCAGUGUAAUGACCAGGCUCAUCCUGAUCAUGGUGUGGAGGAAGCUCAUUAGGAACCCCAACACAUACUCAAGCUUGAUUGGCCUCACUUGGUCCUUGGUCUCAUUCAGGUGGAAUCUGGUGAUGCCUGCAAUUAUAGCAAAGUCCAUCUCAAUACUGUCAGAUGCAGGACUUGGCAUGGCCAUGUUCAGUCUUGGGCUGUUCAUGGCAUUGCAACCGAGGAUAAUAGCAUGUGGGAAUUCUGUAGCAACUUUUGCGAUGGCCGUGAGAUUCCUCACAGGACCAGCUGUCAUGGCUGCUGCCUCCAUCGCUGUUGGCCUCAAAGGAGUCCUCUUGCACGUUGCCAUUGUCCAAGUACUCUCUCUCUCUCUCUCUCUCGUCUGCUUCCUUCUGACACUACCAAUCCUACUUCACUGGUCGGCUCUUCCACAAGGGAUUGUCCCCUUCGUCUUUGCCAAGGAGUACAGCGUGCACCCAGACAUUCUCAGCACAGCGGUCAUAUUCGGGAUGUUAAUUGCUUUGCCCAUAACACUCGUCUACUACAUUUUGCUGGGCAUAUGAAGUUGGAGCAGACUGGACAUGGUUGGGAUGGUGACCGUCCAUGGGGAAGUUCGAUGUUGUGGCCAUGUUGGGUUCAUGGAGGAUAUGGCAAACUCAGGGUUUAGUAGGCAGAAGGGGGAAGAUAGGAUGCUUAAUGUUGAAAUGUUGUUAAAAAAGGGAGGGAAGUUGUAUAAUCAUGAUCUUGGUAGUCAAAGGUAGGCUGAAAGAAAAGGUGGGUUGAUGAUCUCUUAGAUCACUGUAAUUUUUCCUUGAUUUUCCAUUUUGUAUGAAUUUAUGCAGACAAAAAAGGGGAAUUAGAAAAGAUUAAAAAAAAAGUUGGGCGAAAAUUGAGUUAAAAAAGGUGGGCAAUGUGAUGAUGAUGCUCCUCAUGUUUUUACACUUGGAUAAUUACUGCAGGAGUAGUGAGACUUUUCCCUCUC